CAUUGUACACUGUAAUAACAUUGAGGAAGGAACAACACAGUACAGAAGCUCAAGAGUAACGCAAAGAAUGGGUCUCGGUGCUGAAAAUUCGAAGCCGAUUACGAUGGAGCUACAGCCACAUGCUGAUGAUGAUCAUUUCCAGGGUUUUAGGCAUUCUUUUGAUGAAAUUCAUACCCAAGUUGACAAGCUUGAAAAGCAAGUGAUUGAGGUCGAACGGCACUACGAAUCUGCUGGUUAUGUUCAAGGAAGUAAUUCUAAAGGCGGUUCAGUAGUAAAAGAGAAAGGCCGAGAGAAAAAUCUUGUUGGCACUAAAAAGCCGUUGCAAGAUGCACCGCGUACUGAAACCGCUGCUACAAAGAGGAUGCAGGAGCUAAUGCGCCAGUUUUCCACAAUAUUACGUCAGAUUACUCAGCACAAGUGGGCUUGGCCCUUUCUGGAACCUGUAGAUGUAAAAGGUCUCGGGCUUCACGACUAUUACGAGAUUAUUGAAAAGCCCAUGGAUUUCGGUACGAUAAAAAAUAAAAUGGAAGCUAAGGAUGACACUGGAUAUAAGAAUGUGCGGGAGAUAUACGCAGAUGUAAGGUUGAUAUUUAAGAAUGCAAUGAAAUACAACGAUGAAAAACAUGAUGUCCAUGUUAUGGCAAAGACCUUGCUGGAAAAGUUUGAAGAAAAAUGGCUGCAACUGUUACCUAAAGUGGCUGAAGAGGAAAAGAGAGAAAUAGAGGAAAAAGCCCAGACACAACUAGACAAUCAACAUGCUCAGGAGAUGACCUAUGCCAAAAUAGCUAAGGAUUUAGCCAGUGAGCUUGAUGAGGUUGAUCUACGUUUGACGAAACUCAAAGAAAUGGUCAUUCAGAAUUGCAGAAAACUGUCUACUGGAGAGAGGAAAAAACUUGUGAGUGCUCUCGCCAAAUUGUCUCCUGAAAACCUCCAAAGGGCAUUGGGUAUAGUUGCUGAGAACAACCCAAGCUUUGAAUCUACUCAGGUUGAGGUGGUUCUUGACUUGGAUGCUCAGAGUGACUACACACUGUGGAGGUUACAGCAGUUUGUGAAAGGUGCUCUAGAAGAUCAACCAAAGAUUGGUGGAGGCACUGCUAUUGAUUCUGAUGAGAAGAAAACAAAUUCUAGAAAAAAGCGGGAAUUUUGUGAUGCUCUUGUCAAUAACCUAACAAAGAUUAGAAAAGUAUCGAAUUUAUGAUUUGUUAGCAGCACAGCAUAGAAGGCAUUGGUUUUGCCUGAUUGCGCUGAAGUUGAAAACUUGUAGAGUUUGAUGAUGCAGCUGGGAAAAUCUGUAUCUCUGUUUAUAUAUUAUAAGUUAUUCACAGCUAUGUUGAUGAAGCCAGUCUCAAAUGGGCAGAAACAUAGAAGCUUGCAGAAGUAACCUUGUGGAGAUGCACACCAAGUGAAAGGGAAUUAUAUAUCAUUCUCUAUGUUCUUUGGGUACAUAGUCAUCUUUAUAAGAAAUAAAAUAGAAUAUAAACUAGUCUUGUAUAUGUGACUGUUGAUUAUAUGAAUGUAUUGGGUGUAUUAUCCUUUUUAG
This is a messenger RNA of Vicia villosa (hairy vetch), 1540 nucleotides long. RefSeq names its product transcription factor GTE1-like. Bases 68 to 1198 code for a protein of 376 amino acids. The record is from RefSeq and is a predicted model, not a curated record. NCBI's taxonomy places the organism in Eukaryota, Viridiplantae, Streptophyta, Magnoliopsida, Fabales, Fabaceae. Gene Ontology annotation, molecular function: protein binding. The transcript has 8 exons.